CGCAGCUGGCCGGCUGGCGCCCGGGCAGAGCGCGCGCGGAGGCUGCGGAGCUGAGGCAUGGAGCAGCAGCUGCAGGGCGAAGCCAACCACCUGCUUCCUCUGGAGAGGCAGCUCCAUGAGGCCACCCGCCGGAAUGACAUCAGAAGGAUGAAGGAGCUGAUCGGCAGGAGAGUCAAUAUCAGGGCCAGAAACCACGUGGGCAGGGUGGCCCUGCACUGGGCUGCAGGUGCGGGGCACGAGCAGGCUGUGCGGCUGCUCUUGGAGCACGAGGCUGCUGUGGAUGAUGAGGAUGCGGUACGGGACUCUAAGGAGGCAUGGCUGUGUUUUGGAAUGAACGCGCUUCUCCUGUCUGCCUGGUUCGGCCACUUACGGAUUCUUCAGAUCCUGGUUAACUCUGGGGCCAAGAUCCACUGUGAGAACAAGGAUGGCCUUACCUUACUGCACUGUGCAGCCCAAAAAGGCCAUGUGCCAGUGCUGGCGUUCAUAAUGGAAGACCUGGAGGACGUGGCCCUGGACCAUGCUGACAAGUUGGGAAGGACGGCGUUUCACCGGGCAGCUGAACACGGGCAGCUGGAUGCUCUGGACUUCCUUGUGGGCUCUGGCUGUGACCACAGUGUCAAAGACAAGGAGGGGAACACAGCCCUGCACCUGGCUGCUGGCCGGGGCCAUCUGGCUGUGUUACAGCGACUCCUGGACAUCAGGCUGGACUUGGAGGAGAGGAAUGUGGAAGGUCUGACGGCUCUGCACGCAGCUGCUGAAGGGAUCCACCCCGACUGUGUGCGGCUCCUUCUGGAGGCUGGGAGCAGCGUGAACGCCCUCACCCAGAAGGAACAGAGCGGCCUGCACUACGCAGCCCUUGGAGGCUCUGAGGAUGUGGCCCGGGCCCUCAUCCAUGCAGGAGGCUGCACCAAUGUAGCUGAUUAUCAGGGUGCCUCUCCAAUGCAUCUCGCUGUGAGGUACAACUUUCCCAUCCUGGUCCAGCUCUUCAUUGAUGCCGGCAGUGACCUGGAUGCCACUGACAACAGGCAGCAGACGCCCCUCCACCUUGCUGCGGAGCACGCCUGGCAGGACAUAGCGGAGAUGCUCCUGGUUGCGGGGAUUGACUUAAACUUGAGAGAUAAGCAAGGAAAAACCGCCCUGGCAGUGGCCGCCCGCAGCAACCAUGUCAGCCUGGUAGACAUGAUCAUAAAAGCUGAUCGUUUCUACAGAUGGGAGAAGGACCACCUCUCCUGCAGGGACCCUGGUGACCCCUCUAGGAAAAGCUUGACCUUUAAGCAAGACCAUCGGCAGGAAACAGAGCAGUUCCGCUCUGUGCUGUGGCGACUGGCCUCCAGGUACCUGCAGCCUCAUGAAUGGAAGAAGCUCGCGUAUUGCUGGGAGUUCACUGAGGCCCAUGUCUACGCCAUCGAGCAACAGUGGACAGGCACCAAGAGCUACCGGGAGCAUGGCCACCGGAUGCUGCUCAUCUGGCUGCAUGGCAUGGCUACAACCAGUGAGAACCCCAGCAAAGCGCUCUUCGAGGGCCUUGUGGCCAUUGGCAGGAGGGACCUGGCUGGUAAGAGCAUCCCCUGCAUAGCUCUUGCUCAGGGCAGCGCUGGGCCCCAGGGUCAGAGCUGCAUGGCCCCACUGGAAUGUGUCAGGGCUUUCCAAGGGCUACUCAAACCACAGGCUGUGGCGCUGGACCUGAACCUUCCAAAUUCCUGGUCCUCACCCUGCCUUUUUAUGGAGCUCACGUGGAGCCUUGGGCAAGUCAUGGUGCCUCCCAGCCCUGGUUUUCCCCUCUGUGUAAUGAGGAUGUUGGCCCAGAUGAUCCUUAAGACAUUCACAGCCCCAAAGCCACCGACGCUACAGUCUCUUCCUCUUCAGCCCUCUAUACUUUGUUUUUUCUAGUUUGUAAUAAGCCUGGAACAGCCUGCAGAGGUCUUUUUCAUAAACAUUAAGACAUAUGGGCCAGAAUGGCUUGGUAUGAGUUGAACCAGUCAGAUCUGGUCAAAUAAAAUUUUUGAAGCCAUCACAACCUUUGGAUCCUAGCUAUUAAACAAACAGAAUGUAAUAAGAAGAUUUUGGAAAAGGGCAAAAACAUUUUUUUUUUUUCAAUCCCCAAAGCUUGGUUAGGAAUUCAGGGCAUCUCAUCAGACAGGCAGGAUAAAAGGUUCCAGUACUAAUUCCUCAUUAAAAACAAGGUCAGCUCAUGGACAAAGCCUUAAAUACCAUAAUGUCCAUUAGCAAGAAGCUUUAUAAAAUGUCACAGGAUGAGGUAUUAGGCAGUCACCAAUAGUAGUGAAGGCUAUACUGGUCAUGUGGCAACAAGAAUAAACAUUGAUAGCAUGUUACUGAGGGCAAAAGGGAAAGCCCCUGGCAUGGUGGCUGUUCCACAGCUGCCACAGGCAGAGUAAGAAAACAGAGUCAUUUCAGACUGGAGGAAUUAGGUAUGACUUUUUUCUUUUUCCAAAAUAUUCUUAAAUAUUAUUGUUGCUGCUUUUAACACAAAUAUGGCAGCCUAUUAAAACCUAAAACUAGACUUAUGCAGCAGAACUUAGGCAGCAUGAGGCAA
This is a messenger RNA of Pteropus alecto (black flying fox), 2554 nucleotides long. It is a transcript of the gene ANKDD1A, whose product is annotated as ankyrin repeat and death domain containing 1A. Bases 58 to 1890 code for a protein of 610 amino acids. The transcript has 14 exons. Lineage: Eukaryota; Metazoa; Chordata; Mammalia; Chiroptera; Pteropodidae. Gene Ontology annotation, molecular function: protein binding. Gene Ontology annotation, biological process: signal transduction. The record is from RefSeq and is a predicted model, not a curated record.